Messenger RNA from Blepharisma stoltei, 1226 nucleotides. The record is from the annotation of a GenBank genome assembly. NCBI's taxonomy places the organism in Eukaryota, Ciliophora, Heterotrichea, Heterotrichida, Blepharismidae.
AUGGGCUUACUAAAAUUUGUUCUAGGUGGAGCUGGGGCAUAUGCAGGCAUGAGACUAUAUUUAAACAAAAUAAAGCUUCCUAGUGAAAUCACUUCACCAUUUGAAGAAUAUUGUCAAGGUAAAGGGUAUUUUGUUCAAAAUCAUUGGGUAGAAACCAAGGAUGGAUAUUUUCUUCGUUUAUUUAGGCUUAGUAAGGCAGAAAAUCAGUAUCCAAAUAAAUCCCCAGUCUUAAUUGUGCAUGGAAUGACAGCGAACUCAAAGUGCUUUGUAAUGAACCAAAGUGUUAAGCCUCCUGCUUUUGAAUUAGUAGACAAUGGGCACGAUGUUUGGCUUUUGAAUUGCAGAGGAAACAUUUAUAGCCGACUCCAUAAAACCCUGAGAUAUGAAGACCCAGAAUUCUGGAAUUGGUGUGCUACUCAUAUAGGAGAUUUUGAUGUUCCUGCUACAAUUGAUUAUGUUUUACAUAAAACAGGUCAGAAAAAGCUUAACUACUUAGGCCACUCUCAAGGAUCUUAUGCAGCUAUUCACUGUUUUUCAAUAAACCCUGAAUAUGGUGAUAAGGUUAAUUUAGCAGCAUUAUGGAGUGCUCCUUGCGGAUUUUUAUCAUUAUCUCCUCUACAUCGUGCUAUAGGCAAAUCUUUUGAAAGCUCCAAUAAUCAUGGCCCUAUAGGAAUUUCACUUAAGUCUACAACUAAUUUGAAGCUUGCAGCUGCGUUUCCUUCUGUAACUUUGGCUGUUGGUGAGUAUUUACUUAAAAUGAAGCAUGAAGAUGACUAUUCCAAAUAUUUAUAUUUUUUAAUAGUGAAUACAAUACUUUAUAUAUAAAAUAAAUAAUUUUAUUAUAUUUAUAGACAAAAAAGGUACCAAAUUAUCUUUACAAUUUGGUUGGAAAAACAAGCAGACUGAACAUGAAAUUUUGAAUGCAAAUGGAACAUAGAAAAUCUCCGAUCCCAACAUACUUCGACUAUGGCGAACAAGAAAACCUUAGGCUUUAUGGCAGCAAAGUGCCAAAAUCUCUUGAUUUUGAUAAGAUUAAAUGCAAUUUAGCAAUAUUUCAUGGAAAAUAUGACCAGAUCGCCUCUGUCAAAGAUUUAGAUCACUUAAGAAUGCAGCUUCCAAAAUCAAAAAUCGCGUUUUUCAAAAAUGAUUAUGAUAUCGAUCAUAUGGGAUUCCUAGUCUCAAAAAACCAAAGUCAUGUCAGUGACUUGCUGGGGCUCUUAAAAUAA